Molecule: messenger RNA, 1018 nt
Organism: Ailuropoda melanoleuca (giant panda)
Lineage: Eukaryota; Metazoa; Chordata; Mammalia; Carnivora; Ursidae
Gene: ALG13
Product: ALG13 UDP-N-acetylglucosaminyltransferase subunit
Exons: 4
Coding region: 696-881 (61 amino acids)
Biological process (GO): dolichol-linked oligosaccharide biosynthetic process
Molecular function (GO): hexosyltransferase activity
Source: RefSeq, a predicted model, not a curated record
CUGGGCCCUCCUCCAGCUCCCCCCUCUCCUCAGCGUCCUCCACCGCUUCUUCCCGCUUCCCCGUCGCCCUCCGGGCCGCUCCUCCCCGUCCUUUCUCCGGCUCCUCCUUUCCCUGGCUUUUCCCUUUCGACUCUCCGCCUCCGCCUUUCCUUCCUCGGGCUUGCCCCUCCUUCCCGCUGCUCCGCCUCCCCGAGUGGGGCUCCUCCGGCCCGGCUAUCCUCCUGCCGCUCCUCAGACCCACUCCGGGUCGCGUGGUCGGCGCCGGGUGCCUCGGCGAGUUCUGCCAGACCCGACCCGGCUCGGCGCGCCGUCCCCGCUCUGCCCCCGCCGCGCUCGGGCGAGCCCGCGCCUCGCGGUCUCCUCAGGCGCCCUCGAGGGGCAUCCGGCGGCGGCGGCGGCGGCGGCGGCGGCGGCGGCUGCUGCUGCUGCUCCGGGCCCGUGGUUCGCGCAGCUUCAGCUCUGAGGCGGAUCGGGGCCGUUUUUUCGUCUCCCCUCUAGUUUUUGACGCCUAUCUCGGGGUCUCGCUUGCUCUUCUGCCUGUGGCGUGGCCGGUCCUUUCAACGGCUUGGUACAAGGAUUCAUUGGAAGAAGAUCUUCAGAAAGCAGAUCUUGUUAUUAGUCACGCAGGUGCAGGAAGCUGUUUGGAGACUCUGGAAAAAAGAAAGCCUCUUGUAGUGGUUGUAAACGAAAAGUUGAUGAACAAUCAUCAGUUGGAAUUGGCAAAGCAGCUGUACAAAGACGGGCAUCUUUUCUACUGUACCUGCAGCACGCUUCCUGGGCUGUUACAGUCAAUGGACUUAUCAACACUGAAAUGUUUUCCUCCUGGCCAGCCAGAAAAAUUUUCUGCAUUUUUGGAUAAAGUUGUUGGAUUACAAAAAUAAACACUAAACUCUGAACACUUUAAAAACGCCCCCAAAUCCAACCUGUGGAAUGUGGUUAAAUCAGAUUAAAUAUAUAGUAUAUAUUUGCAGAAUAAUACAAAUUAAUAAACUUAUGCAUCUAUAGAAUGUAUAGAGAA